Messenger RNA from Paramecium sonneborni, 262 nucleotides. The record is from the annotation of a GenBank genome assembly. NCBI's taxonomy places the organism in Eukaryota, Ciliophora, Oligohymenophorea, Peniculida, Parameciidae.
AUGUCUGCUGGAAUAUUUAUUGGCACGAUUAUAUUUAUAGGAAUUGGAAUAGGUGUUACUGUUUGGCUAAAGGGUGUUGUUACAAAGGCAACAAAAAAUUUAAGCGAUUUGAAUGAUAAUUUAUUGUAAUAUAUCCAUUAAUUUUAAUAGGCUUAUGUAUGUUUCAGUCCUUUCAGGUACUAUUCAAUUUUGGCUUUUAUGGUUUUGUAUGUAUAUGCACUAACUCAAUCCUAUAAUAACACCUAUAAGAGAACAUGAAUGA